Messenger RNA from Colletotrichum destructivum, 1209 nucleotides. Its product is annotated as Putative nucleotide-diphospho-sugar transferase. The transcript has 5 exons. Bases 1 to 1209 code for a protein of 402 amino acids. The record is from RefSeq and is a predicted model, not a curated record. Lineage: Eukaryota; Fungi; Ascomycota; Sordariomycetes; Glomerellales; Glomerellaceae.
AUGGCGGACAUUGUGCUUGCCGCCUUCUGGGCCUGGUACACAUAUGACGAGGCUCUCACUAAGUACCUUGCCAGCAAGACAAAGCCUAUUCCGCUCCCGGAGAAACCGUCUUACCAGAGCACCGUCGUCAGCAUCAUCGUCGCAACUAUCAACACGCCCGACUCUUUCACCAACAGCCUUCGUCUGUGGCUUGCCAACUGCCCCAAGGAGAUCAUCAUCGUCACUAUCGACCGCGACCUUCAGCGCGUCUGUGACCUGGUCAAGCCCAUCGUCGAUGAGGGCGAGGACCGAAUCAGCGUCAUAACCGCUGAUUAUGCCAGCAAGAGACACCAGAUGGUCGUCGGUGUUCAAGAAGCCCAAGGCAAGAUCCUCGCCCUUGUCGAUGAUGAUGCCUUCUGGAACACUUCCGAGGUCAUCCCGUAUCUCCUUGCCCCCUUUGAGGGUUCCAAGGUUGGAGGAGUGGCUGGCAAGCAGAGUGCCCUCAUUGCCCCGGAGCGCCGCAACUCGGCCGUCAUCACUCCCUGGGAGGUCGCUUCGCUCCGCUCCCUCGACAAUCAGAACAACGUGCAGGCCGUCCGCUCCAACGCCGACGGCGGCUGCUUUUGCAUGGUCGGCCGUACCAUGAUGGUCCGCGCCGAGAUUGUGACGGACCCUCGUUUCAUGUACGCCAUCACCACCGACACCUGGUGCGGCAAACUCCUGAACACGGGCGACGACGUCUUCCUCACCCGCUGGCUCCAGACCGAGGGCUGGGACAUCGCCAUUCAGAACGCCCCCGAGGCCGAGAUCACGACCAUCGUCUUUGACAACGCCAGCUUCCUCCGCCAGCUGGUUCGCUGGCAGCGCAGCGCCAUCCAGUCGUUCCUCACGAUUGUCUUCUUCCAGCCUGGUAUCGGACAGAUCGCCAAGAAGCAUCCCUACAUGACCCGUAAGCUCGUCGAGCGUCUUCUUCGACCUCUCCUGGCCUGGAUCCAUAUCUUCGCCUUCAUCCAGGGCUUGCGCAACAACUCCACUUUCGCGUACUUCGCCGCUUUCUGGUACGUCUGGGGCUGGAUCAGCGCCUACCGCGGUUUCAUCCGCCGCUUCCCCUAUGUCGCGCCUCACAUCUGGGCUUGCUUCCUGCUCGACAAUGCCCACCCCAUUCUGGAGGUCUAUGCCUGGCUGACUAUAACCACCAAGGCCUGGGGCACCCGCAACGAGGAUGCUUGA